GAAUCGUGUUAACUCGGGGAGUUUCAAAGAGGAACGGAGCAGAGGCUCAAGUGCACCCCGGCGCUUCCAGAAGGUUGGAGAUUUUGGAUUAUCAAAAUCUCCCCCAUUUCAUUAUUUUUAAUUUUUAUUUUUAAUUAUGAAAGAGGAGAUUCCACCAUUUGAUUCCCACCUGAUAUGUUUUGUUCUACCAUUUACGUAAGAUAUUUCGUGCUUUUUAUCUUCUUUUGUGAAUUUCUUUAUUAGUGGAUUUUUAUCAAAGCUUGUACAAUGUUAUUUAUUUUAAGCUUUUAUGUUGUUGGCUCCUUAGCUCUCAGAUGCUAAGAUACGUUGCACUAUAAGAUUUUGAAAAUGGGAUUAAGUGCUACCAGAGUGCACUCAGGGUUGAUGCAAGGCACUAUAACGCCUGGUAUGGACUUGGAAUGAUAUAUCUUCACCAAGAGAAGUUUGAGCUCUCUGAACAUCAUUUUCGUAUGGCUUUCCAAAUCAACCCACGAUCUUCUGUUAUAUUGUCAUACCUUGGAACUGCUUUGCAAUCUUUAAAGGUUUAUCUCUUGCUGCAUUAAUUGUAGUAGUACAAAUACAAAAUAGAACUGCAUUAGUCUUUUGCUUGUGUUUUGUAUCCAGGGUUAUAAAAUUUUGCUUCUAUGAGUUGUCAAAGAAGUAAGGAAGCGUUGACCAUAAUGGAGAAGGCUAUUUUAGCGGAUAAGAAAAGUCCACUUCCCAUGUAUCAAAAGGCCAACAUACUCAUUAGCCUGGAAAAUUUUGACGAGGCUCUGGAAUUCCUGGAAGAGCUUAAGGAAUUAAAAUUUUUGUAGAAUUGUGCAUCAUUGUAGUGGGCACAGGGGGAAUCAAGCCCAAUAUUUCUACUAUGGGUGCAGACCAAUUUGAUGAGUUUGAGCCUAAAGAGAGAUCCCAUAAGCUUUCCUUCUUCAAUUGGUGGUUCUUUAGCAUUUUCUUUGGUACCCUUUUCUCCAACACUUUCUUGGUUUACAUACAGGACAAAGUGAGUUGGACCGUUGGAUAUGCCCUUCCAACCCUUGGGCUUGCUGUUUUAGUAUUGGUGUUUCUGCUAAGAUCUUCAUUUUAUAGGCACAAAUUGCCUUCAGGUAGCCCUAUAACAAGGAUCCUUCAGGUACUUGUGGCUGCUGGAAGGAAGUGGAAGGUACAUGUCCUAGAUGAUCCAAAAGAGCUACAUGAGCUCAACAUGGAAGACUAUGCAAGUAACGGGAGAAACAGAAUUGAUCACAGCUCUGCAUUAAGUUUCCUUGACAAAGCAGCUAUCAAGACUGGACAAACUUCAUCAUGGAUGCUUUGUACAGUGACCCAAGUUGAGGAAACCAAGCAAAUGAUAAAAAUGAUACCUAUUUUGAUUACAACAAUUAUUCCAAGCACCUUGAUAGUUCAAGCGAGCACACUCUUCAUCAAACAAGGCACCACGCUAAACAGGAGAAUGGGACCCCAUUUUGAAAUCCCUCCUGCAUCUCUUACAUCAUUUAUAACUAUCUUCAUGCUGUUAAGCAUUGUACCCUAUGAUCGGCUUUUUGUUCCUGCUAUCCGACGCUACACAAAGAAUCCCAGAGGGAUCACAAUGCUGCAGAGACUUGGAAUUGGAAUUAAAAAUUUAUUAGUUUGUUGA
Molecule: messenger RNA, 1636 nt
Organism: Gastrolobium bilobum
Lineage: Eukaryota; Viridiplantae; Streptophyta; Magnoliopsida; Fabales; Fabaceae
Product: protein NRT1/ PTR FAMILY 5.2-like
Exons: 3
Coding region: 869-1636 (255 amino acids)
Biological process (GO): transmembrane transport
Cellular component (GO): membrane
Molecular function (GO): transmembrane transporter activity
Source: RefSeq, a predicted model, not a curated record